UAUUUCCAGAUUUGGUUGCGUCCAGGUUUCCAGCAGAACCAAGAUGGCGGGGGAAGCAGCGACGCGCUGAAGUUGACUUGUAUGAAACAAACACUGGGACUGAGGUGACGGGGGUGAGACGGAGGUGAGACGGGGGUGACGGGGGUGACUCACUUCUCUUCCGCUAACGCCGGUGAGAGCGUGAAACCACGCACACAUCCCUCACGUAGUGAACGCGGUGGUGUUUGAGUCGCGGUGCUAGCCUCCGCACCUAGCUGUAGCCUCAUCCCAGUGGGCAGGGGACUGACGUCUGUACGGGGGGACAUCAUCAUCAUCAUCAUCAUCUUCAUCAUCAUCAUCACACGGAUGUGCUCGCGGCACCGCGCCGCUCGAAGAAGACAAGAGGCCGCAGGUGUGCUCACGGACACAGGUGUCUUUCUGGGAUGUCCAGAGUAGGUGGCCAGGGGGGUUCAACCCCAACGCAGACCUCCCCACUGCUGAGACGCUACCCAAGCUACAAACUACUCUACAUGGGGGCAUGUCCACAUCCAGAGUCCCUGGCACAGCUGCUUGAAAGAGAGGACUGACCCAGCCACAGACGGCUGAGGCUGAAAGUUGGACCAGAUCAUUUUGACCUUACUGGUCCUCAGACAUAAAUUUGCUUUUAUUGAACUAACUUACCUUUCUCGCUGCUCCUGAAUCUCCUCAUCCAUUACAUUCCAUAUUUUCUUUGCUUCUUCUGUUUCGUCACCUGAGAGUUUUUUGCUCCAACAGAGCUGGAAGUGUAGAGCGGGUAAUGGAGCUAAUGGCCAUGGUGACCUAGAGUAAAUGGCUCUUCCUCAGCACAGCUUAGUGCCAGUGUCUACAGCUCAGUUACCCUCCUACACUCCCCCCUCUUCACUCGCUCACCUUUACCACACCACACUGCCUGUUUCCCACUGCUGCUGCUUGCUGUUUAGUUCCACCUCCCCUCUCCAACACCAUGGUCGGUGCAGGCUUGGGUGUGUGGAAACUAAUGCGAGGUGUCCGCCAGCUGGAGCUUCACCGCCUCAUCCUGGCACUAAUCAUCUUCUGCUUACUGUCCAUGGCCUUCCUAGCAUACUAUGUCUCCAACAGCCCCAAAAUCAAGGAGGCUCCCCCUUUGCCCUUUAGUGACUGUGGUGGAGGAGGGGGGAUGCUGCCAGGAGCUAGUACCGGGGCCACUGGGGGAGGGGCAGGUGUUCAGAGGGCACCACUUUUCCUUCCAUUGCACCAAGGCCGACUACGACAGGCGAAGGCGGUGGACAACUCCAGGACAGAGCCUGUGGUACUGGUGUUUGUGGAGAGCAUCUACUCCCAGCUGGGCCAGGAGAUUGUAGCCAUAUUAGAGUCCAGCCGCUUCCACUACCGGACACAGAUCGCUCCCGGUAAAGGCGACUUGCCCACGCUGACGGAGCAUAACCGUGGACGCUACACACUAAUCAUCUAUGAAAACCUUUUAAAAUAUGUCAAUCUGGACGCGUGGAACCGUGACUUGCUGGAUAAAUACUGUUCAGAAUAUGGAGUUGGUGUCAUUGGCUUCUUCAAAGCGAAUGAAAACUCCCUCCUCAGUGCACAGCUCAAAGGGUUUCCCCUAUUUCUACACUCACACCUCGGACUCAGGGACUACCGCAUCAACCCCAGUGCUCCUCUACUCUACAUCACCAAACCCAACCAGGUGGAGCAGGGCCCGUUACCAGGAGACGACUGGACCAUUUUUCAGUCCAACCACUCUACUUAUGAACCAGUGCUCCUGGCCAGCACCAAGUCCUCUGAGGCACUGGCACACUUUGGACCCACUCACCUGCGGGCCCUCCAUGCCACAGUGGUCCAGGACUUGGGACUCUACGAUGGAAUUCAAAGAGUUCUCUUUGGAAACAAUCUAAAUUACUGGCUUCACAAGCUGGUGUUCGUAGACGCCAUCGCAUAUCUGACAGGGAAGAGACUGUGUUUGUCCUUGGACCGCCACAUCCUGGUGGACGUGGAUGACAUAUUUGUUGGUAAGGAGGGAACCCGCAUGAAGGUGCCAGACGUGGAGGCGUUACUCAACACUCAACACAAACUGAGAGCACUGGUCCCUGACUUCACUUUCAACUUGGGAUUUUCUGGGAAGUUUUAUCACACAGGUACUGAUGAGGAAGAUCGAGGGGACGACAUGCUGCUACAGCACAGGAUGGACUUCUGGUGGUUCCCUCACAUGUGGAGCCACAUGCAGCCUCACCUCUUUCACAAUGUCAGUGUGUUGGCUGAGCAGAUGAGGCUCAACAAGGUCUUUGCUCAGGAGCAUGGUAUCCCCACAGAUAUGGGCUAUGCAGUGGCUCCACACCAUUCUGGUGUUUACCCGGUUCACAGCCAGCUCUACGAGGCCUGGAAAUCCGUGUGGGGCAUUAAGGUGACCAGCACAGAGGAAUACCCCCAUCUGAGGCCAGCCAGAUACCGCCGGGGCUUCAUCCAUAAUGACAUCAAGGUGCUGCCCAGGCAGACAUGUGGUCUGUUCACUCAUACUAUUUUCUAUCAUGAAUAUCCUGGAGGCUCAAAGGAGCUGGACAAGAGCAUCAGAGGAGGAGAACUGUUCCUCACUGUCCUCCUCAACCCUAUCAGUAUCUUCAUGACUCACCUGUCUAAUUAUGGCAACGACAGACUGGGUCUCUACACAUUUGAGUCUUUGGUGAAGUUUGUCCAGUGUUGGACGAACCUCCGGCUGCAGACGCUGCCCCCGGUCCAGCUUUCUGAAAAAUACUUCCAGAUCUUUCCUGAGGAGAGAGACCCACUCUGGCAGAACCCCUGUCAUGAUAAGAGACACAAAGAUAUCUGGUCUAAAGAAAAGACCUGUGACAGGCUUCCCAAGUUCCUCGUCAUUGGACCACAAAAAACAGGCACUACAGCACUUCAUUCAUUCCUGAGCCUCCACCCAGCAAUCACCAGCUCCUUCCCCAGCCCCAUCACAUUCGAGGAGAUCCAGUUCUUCAGUGGAGCAAAUUAUGACAACGGCAUUGACUGGUACAUGGACUUCUUCCCGUUCCCCUCCAACGUCAGCACAGAUUUCAUGUUUGAGAAAAGUGCCAACUACUUUGACACGGAGGCGGCUCCUAAAAGAGCUGCUGCCCUGUUACCCAGAGCCAAAGUCCUGGCCGUGCUCAUCAACCCGUCAGACAGAGCUUACUCCUGGUACCAGCACCAGAGGGCGCACCAGGACCCUGCAGCGCUCAACAACACGUUUCAUGUGGUGGUGACAGCAGGACUCGCAGCAUCCAAGGACCUGCUGCUCCUUCAGAGACGCUGCCUUAACCCUGGAGCCUAUGCUGCUCACCUGGAGCGCUGGCUGCAACACUACCAGCCCAAUCAGUUGCACAUCGUGGACGGCGCUCUGCUGCGGACAAACCCAGCGCUGAUGAUGGAUGGAAUCCAGAGGUUUCUUGGUGUCACUCCCGUCUUCAACUACACGCAGGCUCUAAUGUACGACGACAGCAAAGGUUUCUGGUGUCAGCGAGUGGAAGCGGGUCGAGCCAAGUGUCUGGGGAAGAGCAAAGGAAGGAAGUAUCCGGAAAUGAGUCCUGAGUCCCGUGCCGUCCUCACUGACCACUAUCGUGAGCAGAACUUGGAGCUGCUUCACCUGCUGAAUCGUCUGGGUCAGCCUCUGCCAUCCUGGCUCCGCCAAGAACUCCAGAGCAGCAGCUGGAGCUGAGGUCACAAACCCAGACACACACACACACACACACACACACACACACACAGAUGGAUGGAUGGAUGGACACACACAUGCGCACAGACCCCAGGAACUGGAGUCUGUAGAUGAGCCACAUGCAGGUUUUGGAUUAGGACUGGACUGGACUACCUAAUCUGGAAUCUACAGCAGCACAUGGUGACUGACAGCUGCAGGGUUUAAGCUGGUGCUCUGUGAGCACCGGCACAUGUGUUGGUGCCAGUUGGAGAAGGAUGGCAGUGGACUCUCCUCCUCCUCCUCCUCCUCCUCCUCCUCCUCCUCCUGCGUGUGCUGGGCGGCGCUCACCGUGGAGGGUGAAGGACAGAUGAGACUAAGACACGUCUCGUGUCUGUUAUUGUAAAGCCGUCUGUGUUUUCAAAGCAAAUGUAUAUGUUGUGUUAAACACACACACACACACACACACACACACACGGUGUCAGUGUAAUAGGCCUGUGAUGACAUCACUGCGACAGUUUUUAUCUUCACACGCGUGACGACCACGUGCAUGUGCAUGCUGCUAAACUCAGGUCAGUCUUUCAUCACUGACCAGAAAACCUUAGACUGGCGGCUUCUUGAUAUCAUGUCCGUUCAUUUCAUAAUAUUUGAUUAUUGUCCAAACAUGAACUGAUGUGAACGUUAUUAAGUUUCUUCAUUUUCAUGAAUGAAAAAACCUCAGUAACAAAACAAACACGUCAUGUGAUCAAACCAAAGCAGGAAGUCAUGGUCCCCUGUUUCUAUGAUCAGCACCAGUGCUGGUUCUGAAUGAACUGGAUCAGAUCUGAGUCAAAGCUGAGCUCUCGGGUCAGUCUUUAUUCUCUGGUGUCUUUGAAAUCUAAAAUCAUAGAACCAUAAACAACCAAUCACAAAGCGUGAGUUUCCAAGGUCGCCCUCUCUGCCGUCUCUGGACUUUCAGACUAAAAUGGAGCUGCUGGGGUUGAGCGUCUCACAGAAGCUGCAUCUGCCUUUCAUCUGCCUUUCAUCUCUUUCAUCUCUUUCAUCUCCUUUCAUCUCCUUUCAUCUACUUUCAUCUCCUUUAAUCUGACUGACCUAUGUUUUAAAGGAGUGUUUUUAAAGAAACAUAGAAACAUGGAGGUUUUAUUGAAACACAGUGUUACUCGUCACAUACAUACAAUGUCACAUUCAUACAAUCAUGUAUUCAUGCUCUCUGGUAAUGAGGAACAUGUGAAUGAAUGAUGCUUUCAUCAUCGAUUCAUCUGUUGAUUAUUACAUUCACUGUCUUUAAAUUGACACCAAAAGGGAAGCAAAAAGGAAUCAAUUCUUUCCAGACAUUCAAAGCUGCAGCAGCCGAGAUCAUUCAUUCAUUCAUUCAUUCAUUCAUUCAUUCAUCCAUCAGUUUGAGCUGCAGGUUCUUCCAGGUCUUGAGUUUCUCUGCUGAUGUUCACACACAGUUUAUUGUUUUUAUUCUUUCUUUUUAUUUAGGGCUGAAAAACUUGAUUCUUAAUCAGUUCAUUAAAACAAAGUUUAAAAAUGUGAAACAUGAAUAUUUUCUGAUUUCUUUGCUCCAUAAAACAAAGAAAUCAUUGAAACUCUGAUCAAUAUUUUUACACAUUUUCUGACGUUUUAUGGACUAAACGAUUCAAAGAGAAAAUAAUCGACAGAUUAAUCGAUUAGGAAAAUAAUCCUUAGUUUUAUUUAACCUUUAUUUUCCAGAGUCACACAGAGCGUUUGUCUUUGCUGUGAUGUUAAUCCUCAGAUCAGGUUAUUAUGGAAUUAUUGAUCAAUAAUCCCAAAGGUUAAAGAAAGGGCUGAUGAUUCAUAAAAUGAUCAUUAUGUGUCGUCAUGUUCACUGUUUCACUGACAACAUUUUAAAGUUCCAUUUACAGCCUGGAAGUUGUGUUUAUUUUGUGAGAAAGCUCCUCGUAGAUGGACCUGGAGACUCCUCAAUAUUUUUAAUUUGGAUUAUAGUGCCUGUUUUUUUUUUUUGUUGUUUUUUUUAAGUCUCGUUGCAUAUUUUACAUAUUGUCCCUUAAAUAACUCAACAAUUGUCUGCUGCAAAAGUAUAAAUGAAAUGGUUGUAGGAGUAAAACCUUAAAAAAUAACAAGAAAUCCAAGCUAAAUAAAUGACAGAGUUCCACUUUCUACUAAAAUUAUUAUCUAUCAAACUAUUUUAGUUUUCAUGUUUUCAUUUUCAUGUUACAGAAAACAUGAACAAACAAAACUCACUGUGACUCAAGUCUGGAAACUGUUGCUCAUCAUUGAACUGAACUUCAUUUUAAUCAAUUGUAUUUUUCAAUCCCAAGACGAGGAAACCUGGAUUAAUAUCCACAUUUCAGUGACAAAACUGACACAAAACUCAUCAUAACUAGCACAUGUCCAAGUAAGACUGACGUUAACCUGCGGGAACAGUGAAGAGCUUCUGUUUGUUCUAAAUUAUAACAGUAAUGAAUCAUGUGAUGAUCAGACACAAAACUGUGUGUGUGUGUGUGUGUGAGAACAUGAACAAGUCACAACCCACUGAUGUCGCCUGACGCUGCUGUCAUGUUGUUUUUCUGUUUGUUUUGUAUAAAUGUCAAAAGGCCAACACGUGUCGUCUCUAAUAAACAUGUAGAGGGCUUGGAAA
Molecule: messenger RNA, 6281 nt
Organism: Solea solea (common sole)
Lineage: Eukaryota; Metazoa; Chordata; Actinopteri; Pleuronectiformes; Soleidae
Product: bifunctional heparan sulfate N-deacetylase/N-sulfotransferase 2-like
Exons: 14
Coding region: 962-3682 (906 amino acids)
Cellular component (GO): Golgi apparatus
Molecular function (GO): heparan sulfate N-sulfotransferase activity; deacetylase activity
Source: RefSeq, a predicted model, not a curated record